UCCAGCAAUCAGGAAAGCAACACGGAAAAAGAUCAGGAAAAAAAGUUGUGGAGUGAAGCCUGCAGCCUGAACGGAUAACGUCUGUUACAUGUUGCUGCGUAGUUCUUUAGUCGGAAACAAUCAGCACAGAGCUUCAGGAGAAGCGAGGGAGGAUAGGGAGAGCGUGACGGAGAACAAGAAGCCGGGUUUCGGCGUGGAAAGGAGCCGUUAACCAGCCCGGUUCACAGGAGGGCCAGGUGUGUUUGUCCGUUUCCAAGGACUGCCUCUGCUGAUGUCACCGCAGAGAGGACAGCAGGACAGCAGGACAUCAGGACAGGUGCGCAGAGUAAAGUUGACUCGCUCGGACCGAGACAACAGCUUUUUGGACAUCAGUUUUCAUUUAUUUUCGUUUUAAAUAAGUUUUCUUCUCUGGGCAUCUUGUGGAAUAUCCACUCCUCUCUGUUGGGACUGACAGGCUCUCACACUGACGGGGCUCACAGGGUCCGUCCAGCUCCUUCAUAGCGAGCUGUUAACACCGUGGAAGAAGCUGCUGCUGUUGUGUCUCUCUACUGCUGUGAACUGAGCUGGGGGGUGUAGUGUUGUGUUUUGUUGUGUGGUGUGGUGUGAUUGUGGGAUCGAGCCGCCCCAGCAGCAUCACAACCACCUCUCUCCGCUUCACUGCGACACUGACGCAGCUGCUCUCAUCCCAGUCCGCAGACAGGUGAUGCUCGAGUAGAUUCAAUGGAAGGACAGAGCAUCAACAGAGGGACUUUCAUCUGAAUCAAAGGAAUGGAAUACAACACGAGAAAGCAGCCUCAACUUCUCUAAUCUGCGAUGCUUUGUCCCGUGCGUCACUGUGUCCUGAAGCGUUGAAGGACAAUCGUUGUUGGGACUUCCUGCCGGGUUUAUAAGAGCUACCAACAAUGUCCAAGACACUGAAGAAGAAGAAGCACUGGUCCACCAAAGUGCAGGAGUGCACCCUUUCGUGGGGGGGUUCCGGGGAGUUGGUGGCGGUGGUUGAGGUGCGAGGCGGAGCCGAGCUGGGAGAGUUCCCCCACCUCGGACACGUCGUGUCGGAGGCCAUGGUGUGUCUCUCCGGGAGGUUCCCGUGCAGCGGGGACGUGCUGCUUGAGGUGAACGGCACUCCGGUCAGCGGACUCACCAACCGAGACACGCUGGCUGUCGUCCGCCACUUUCGGGAGCCCAUCCGCCUGAAGACUGUGAAACCAGGUAAAGUGUUGAACACUGAUCUGCGUCACUACCUCAGCCUGCAGUUCCAGAAGGGCUCCCUGGACCAUAAGCUCCAGCAGGUGAUCAGGGACAACCUGUAUCUGCGCACCAUUCCCUGUACCACUCGGCAGCCCAGAGAGGGGGAGGUUCCUGGAGUGGACUACAAUUUCAUCAGCGUGGGGGAGUUCCGUGACCUGGAAGAAAGUGGACUGCUGCUGGAGAGCGGCACCUAUGAUGGUAACUACUAUGGGACCCCUAAACCGCCUGCAGAGCCCAGCCCGGUGCAGCCAGACUUGGUGGACCAGGUUCUGUUCGAUGAGGAAUUUGACACGGAGGUCCAGCGAAAACGCACAACCUCCGUCAGUAAGAUGGACAGAAAGGACAGCGCCGCACCGGAGGAGGAAGAGGAAGAAGAGAGGCCUCCUAUGGUCAACGGCCUGGCUGAGCACAAGGACAAGGCGGAGUGGAGGAAGACGGUGCCCAGCUACAACCAGUCGGCCGGUGCCAUGGACCUGCGUGUGUGGAACACGCAGGAUGAAAGUCAGGAGUCCUUGCCUAAAAACUGGGAGAUGGCCUACACAGAGACCGGCAUGGUCUAUUUCAUAGAUCACAACAGCAAGACCACUACCUGGCUGGACCCCCGCCUCGCCAAGAAGGCAAAGCCUCCUGAGAAAUGCGAGGAAGGAGCUCCCCCACCAGAGCUGCCCUACGGCUGGGAGAAGAUUGAGGACCCACAGUACGGAACCUACUACGUGGACCACAUCAACCAGAAGACCCAGUUUGAGAAUCCAGUACAGGAAGCUAAGAGAAAGUUGAGCGGUGACACGCCCACUGCACUACUGCCGCCAGCAGCCACACCCUCAGCGGAGGAGCCCAGUAGGGGAGCGCGGGUCUUCACGCGAGAUCCGUCUCAGCUGCAGGGCUCCAUCCUGCAGACGGCGCUCAGAAAAAGCCCCCAGGGCUUUGGGUUCACCAUUAUAGGAGGAGACCGACCCGACGAGUUCCUUCAGGUCAAAAACGUUCUUCCAGAUGGGCCUGCUGCGCAUGACAACAAAAUUGCCUCAGGUGACGUGAUUGUGGACAUCAAUGGGGCGUGUGUGCUGGGGAAGACUCACGCUGAUGUGGUGCAGAUGUUCCAGACCAUCCCCAUCAACCAGUACGUGGAUAUGGUCCUGUGCCGGGGCUACCCCCUGCCUGAGGACUCCAGCAGCAGCGAGGAGGCCUCAGGAGGCCUCUCCACCUCCAAGGACACUUCCCCUUCCCCCUCAACCUCCACGCCACAGGACCCCCACUACACAGUCCCAGACGGAGGAACCCUCUCCAGGCAGACUGCUGCCGUACCACCCAUGACCAACGGAGGACGUCACCACCACCAUCCUCACCAGCACCACCACCUUCCUCACAACCAAGAAGGCCCUGACCCCACUCUGCUGCAGCCGGAGCUGGUGAGCGUGCCCUUGGUGAAAGGCCCCGGAGGUUUCGGCUUCGCCAUCGCCGACUGCCCCCUGGGCCAAAAAGUGAAGAUGAUCCUGGACGCCCAGUGGUGCCGCGGCCUGUUGAAGGGCGACGUCAUCAAGGAGAUCAACAGACAAAACGUCCAGACGCUGAGCCACUCCCAGGUGGUGGACAUCCUCAAAGACUUUCCCGUGGGCAGCGAGGUCAACGUUCUGGUGCUCAGAGGAGGUCAGACAUCUCCUGUGAAAUCCCUAAAACCAUGCACAGCUCCCAUGUCCCAAGGCAUAUCCCAGCCUACUCCUCAACAGGUGCUUCAUCCCGCAGCCCAGCAGGCCCCCCAUCCAAGCUCCCAGCCCAUCGCACCGCCACAGCGUCAGGAGAUGAACAGCACAGAGGCCCUCGGUCAGCCCGAGGUGGCCCCCAACCCGCUCCCUUUCCCCACCAACACCCUGCGCUCGUCUUCACCCAAACCAGACGCGUCUGAGCUCUACCUCAAGUCCAAGGCCUUGUUGGACAGCAAGCCUCUUAACACCAAGGACCUGGAUGUGUACAUCAAAAGGAACCAGGAGUCCGGCUUUGGCUUCAGAGUCCUCGGGGGCGAGGGGCCGGAUCAGCCGGUGUACAUCGGUGCCAUCGUGCCGCUCGGUGCCGCUGAGAAGGACGGGCGCCUGCGGGCGGGGGAUGAGCUGCUCUGUAUAGACGGCGUGCCAGUGAAGGGCAAAUCCCACAAACAAGUGCUGGAGUUGAUGACCAACGCUGCCCGUAACGGCCAAGUCAUGCUCACAGUCCGCAGGAAACUGACACACUCGGAUGGCGAGGAGGAGGAGAACGGUCAGCAGCCCCAGCAGGUAGCGUCCGCCCUGGUCAACAGUUCCCCCAAGAUGCCUCGUGCAGACGCUCCGAACGCAGUCCAGCCCGCUCAGUCCUCUCGACCGGAGUGCUUUGACGUCACUCUGCAGCGCAAAGACAACGAGGGCUUCGGCUUUGUCAUCCUCACGUCGAAGAACAAGCCCCCACCUGGAGUCAUACCUCACAAGAUUGGCCGUAUUAUUGAGGGCAGCCCUACAGACCGCAUAGGUCAGAUGAAGGUGGGAGACCGUAUCUCUGCUGUCAACGGCCUGUCCAUCAUGGAGCUGUCUCACAACGAUAUCGUCCAGCUCAUCAAGGACGCCGGCAAUGCUGUCACCCUCACUGUUGUGCCUGAAGAUGACAGCGCUCCUCCAUCUGGAACAAAUUCAGCCAAGCAGAGCCCUUCGGCGCAACACAGAGCUAUGGGCCAACAGCCUCCCAGCUAUCCAGACAGGAACGGUGACACUGAGGUGAGGAACUCUUUCCCACCAAUAGAGAUGGGAACACUUGGCCUGUCAGGCUCUAAGCAGGGCUGUUUUGUGGUGGAGCUGGACCGCAGCCAGCGGGGCUUCGGCUUCAGUCUGAGAGGAGGGAAGGAGUACAACAUGGGCCUGUUUAUCCUGCGACUGGCUGAGGACGGACCUGCUCUUAAAGACGGCAGGAUACAUGUUGGAGAUCAGAUAGUGGAGAUCAACGGCGAGGCCACCCAGGGCAUCACACACACUCGGGCUAUUGAGCUGAUCCAAGCAGGAGGCAGCAAAGUUCACCUGCUGCUUCGACCCGGCCAGGGCUUGGUCCCGGAUCACAGUUCAAAGGACAAAGUAACCAUUCCAACCUCAAGCUUUCCCAGACUUUCUGUAUCUGACGGGCACUCGUCUCCGGCCUCUCCAUCCUCUGUCUCCCUCUCUACCUCGGAACUGUCCCCAUCUUCACCUAAAAUGACCGCCCCUGAUGAGUUCUCUGGGGGGGAUCCCAGGGCACCCGGGUCCCCCGGUGCUGGGCAGGCGAACAGAUCAAGAGGACAGCAGCUCUCUCACCACGACCACAAGCGUACCACCAGCCCCGGCACCCAGACCAGAAAACCAGGCAGGAACAACUCCAAGCCUGCUAGUCCCAAGAGAAACGCUGACGGCCGGGCGGAUCACGAAGAGCGCUGUCAGAGCCCCAGGAAAACCGAGCGAGGACACGGCGGAUCACUGGAGGAUGUGAGAAAAGACAGAAAAGCUCAAGGGCAGAGAGACCACCGUUCCUCUAGCCCCAGGAAGAGCUCCAAGAGGGAUCAUGACCCUGCUGUGCCUUUAAAGAACCUGGAGGAGCCCCAAAGCCCCAGGCGUCCAGCUGGCCAACAGCCCGGCGUCACCUCUGGAGAAGGGAGGCACAAGGAGGAGGAUGCAGCCUACUGGCAGGAGAGGGGGGAGAGCGGAGACAAAAGCUCGGGGACCGGCGAGCGCCACAAGAAGAGCAAAAGGGCCGAGCAAGAGGCAGCGGCACAGAAAUCCCACAGGGACAGGGCAGGGUCGGAUCCUGAUAGCGGCACCCUGAACCGGAGGAGUCGGAAAGAGAAGGGGGAAUAUCGGGAAAGCAAGCACCACGGGCCAACCGAAGAAGCGAACAGGAAGGAUCCCAGAGGUUCAAGCAGUAGCAUCCAGGACCCCAGUUGCAACGGGACCAGCACCAGCAAGAAGGCUCCCAUCACCCCCGGUCCGUGGAAAGUUCCCAGUUCUGCCAAGAUCCAGUCCCAGGUGGACACAACGUACGCGGAUGUCUGACGUCCUCCUGCGUGUAUGAAGAAAAAGCUGAGCCUCUGAAAGAUGGACAUUCAGAAUUGGAAGGAUUUUUAGUUUUUACUUUUUAGCAAUCUCGAACAAAGCAGAUCACUGUGUAACCAGCAACAUAGCUUCUCAUUGCUUUUUUGUUUUGUUUUUCACCCAGUUUGCCUCGGGUCGGUCAGUUUGCAUCAAGCUGCAUCAAGAUGUCUGAUCUGACACGCGUGCUAUUAACAGGAUAGUGCAGAUGAAGUCUAUUUUGUGCCAAUCAGAGACUCCGGUUCUAAAGAAGCUGCUCCGUAUUGCACUCACUGUGAGACUGUUUGUGGGUAACGGGAUGAAGCGUUCUCCCCGUCUACCCGCCUCCAUGAAGGAUCCUGCUCUUUUUUUUCUUUUUGUCACUAUGAAGGUUUAAGACAUAUUCACGCAGUCACUCAGCUUUUCUUCCUGGCGAGAUAGAUACACUGUCGCUGUCACUGACGGAUGCACUAGAAAGUGAAGCGGGUGAGUUUCUCUUAAAGGGUGACAGAGCGUCUUCUACUGUCUGUUUUUUUGGAGAGCCCGACUAGAGUUGUGAACUGUAUUUAGCACAUGAGAAGACUCUUUGACCCCAUUAGCUUACCAGAGGGUGGACAGACCACCCCGGAGCUUUAUAUGCAUCAAUCAGCAGACCAGAUACUUGUGGUUAUAGUUCUAAUGUUUGUUACAUGUGUGUUAAUAAUAAAGCAUAAUGUAAUUUAUUGAAAUUAUAUGUAAACAAAAACCUAGUACACAUAUCCACGCUGAGUCAUUUCACUUUUAAUGUGGACUUAAUGAUGGAAAUAGAAUGUGUAGACAAGCAUUGGCAUCUAAAAUAAUAACACUAUGAAAUCUAUACAUUCUAUUUCUAUGAUCUGUUAAACGGUCACACAAGCCUGAUUCAUAAUGUCGUCUACUGUUAGCACCUCUGUAUUUUAGGUCCUCUGGCUAUGUGUGUGUGUGUGUGU
Sebastes umbrosus (honeycomb rockfish) is the source of this 6265-nucleotide messenger RNA. RefSeq names its product membrane associated guanylate kinase, WW and PDZ domain containing 3a (gene magi3a). Gene Ontology annotation, biological process: signal transduction. The record is from RefSeq and is a predicted model, not a curated record. The transcript is spliced from 21 exons. Lineage: Eukaryota; Metazoa; Chordata; Actinopteri; Perciformes; Sebastidae. Gene Ontology annotation, cellular component: cytoplasm. The coding region runs from base 903 to 5282 and encodes 1459 amino acids. Gene Ontology annotation, molecular function: protein binding.